UUCGUUGUGUCAUGUCAUGCUAAUAUUUUUGUAGCGGUGAGCAAUCGAAAAAUUACCAAAAAAAUAGCAAACUGAGUGCGUACAGUUUAAAUUGGACCUGAAAAAGUGGAAUAGGGAUAUCCAAAAUGCAUUGGUACGGCGGAAGUAUGGCCGAGGCGGUCACACUUUCGAAACAGAAAAAUGCUAUUUUCGUGGUUUUUGUAGAAGGUGACAAUGAUCUCUCCAAGGAGCUGGCCUCGACGAUAGAUGACAGUGUAGUUUUAAAACGCCUCGGUGACCCAAAUAAUUUCCUCGCUGUGAAACUUAAAAGCGGAUCGGAGAACUACACAUUCUUCGCUCAAAUUUACCAGUUUGUACCGGUUCCAUCACUAUUCUUCAUCGGAAGGAAUGGUACCCCAUUAGAAGUUGUGUGUGCUGGAAUUGAACCGCAGAAUUUAGCAACUAGAAUUGAUCGUAUUCUACAAGAACACAGGAAGGAUCAGACAAGUUCUCCAGUUCAACCGUCAACAUCAACGAGUGAUAUCAAAGAUCAGACAGCGAACUUCCUGCAGUCUGAAGCGAGUGUCACCAAAGCUCAAGCUUCACCGAACCCAGAACCAGUUAAUACUGAUUCAGAUGUACCUAAAACUAGUCCAGAGGCUUCACUGAGUGGUCAAAAUGUGAUACCAAAGAAUCCAGAAUCACUCAAAACCGCCCCUUCGAAUAACGAACCGGAAAUAUCUGGCCCAGCAGCGAAGAUAGCGAAGACAGAGCACAACGAAGCGACCAAGUCUGGUGUGGAGUACGAAGUGGUCUGCGAGGGAGAUGUCUGCAUCAGACGUCCUAAGACCGACCAGGCUGGACCCAGCAGCAGCAGUCUGCCAGCGAAUGAGGAACCAGCACCAGCUGAAAUCGUUACCAGCGUACUAGAGAAGAUGGAAAAGGUUAAGGACUUGAUAGAAAUUAGGAAGAGGGAGAAGGCUGAUAAAGAAAAGGAGUUGGAGAAAGAGAAAGAAUUAGAAAGAAGGACAACGGGACAAGGAGUUGCUGAAUUGAAGAGGUGGCAAGCGGAGCAGGAGUUGAAACAGAUUCAGGAAGAGAGAAAACGUGAGAAAAUGGAAAAUAAUUUGGCGAGGCAACGAAUCCUGGAGCAAAUAGCGCAAGACCGCGCCGAGCGGAGAGCGCGCGAGCAGCCGCCGCCGCCGCCCGCGCCGCCCGCGCCGCCCGCCAGCCGCACCGCGGUGGGCGACACGUCGGGGCGCGCCCGCGUGCAGUUCAAGCUGCCGGACGGCGGCGCGCACACGGCGCACUUCGACGCCUCCGACACGCUCGCCGACCUGACGCGCUACGUGGCCGACAACCUGCACCUGUCGGCGUCGUCGUUCUCGCUAUGGACGGCGUUCCCGCGGCGCGAGCUGACGGCGGGCGACGCCAGCCUGCGCGCGCUGCAGCUCGCGCCCUCCGCCGCGCUGCUCGUGCUGCCGCGCGGGGCCGCCGCGCUCGCGCCCGCGCCGCCGCCGCGCCCGCUCGCCGCGCUGCUCGCAUUCAUCACCCAGAUUUUCACAUCGCUGGUCAUCGACCCCACUUACCAGAUAUACAACUGGGUCCACAGCCGCUUCUUCGCCGCACCCCCUACCAAUCCCACGGAGCCCACUAGUCCUAACAGGCCCACGAGCCCGACCACGCCCCCUAAUCCUACCAGUCCAACCAAUCCGUCCGCCCUCCCGGGCUUGAGGCGAAGGGGCAACAUCCACAGGCUAACAGGCGACAGGUCUGGUGAUGAUGAAAAUAACACCUGGAACGGUAACUCGACGCAGCAAAUGUAAUAUUAAUGGUAAUCCAGUGCUGCCAUUAAAAAUGAUUUAAUGUACCAAUAAAAAAAAAAAGAUAGAUAAUCACAUAUGUUCGUUAAAUAUCGCUAGACAAUUAAAAAUAUAUGCUGUAAAAUUAAUUAAUAAAUAUAAUAUAAUCUCUGUAAUUAAAAUAUAUAUAGAAAGACUAAAUUAAUGUUGCCUUCUAUAUAAACAAUAAUUUAUCGACUUGAAUUUUUGAUCAUAUUUUUUUUAUCUAUAUAGUAUUUAAAAAAAAAAAAGGUUGUUAUAAAAACGCUUGUUAUGGCAAUAAAUAGUUUAUUUCCUAUCUGAAU
Messenger RNA from Vanessa atalanta (red admiral), 2125 nucleotides. RefSeq names its product UBX domain-containing protein 4. The transcript is spliced from 12 exons. Gene Ontology annotation, molecular function: protein binding. Bases 126 to 1805 code for a protein of 559 amino acids. The record is from RefSeq and is a predicted model, not a curated record. Lineage: Eukaryota; Metazoa; Arthropoda; Insecta; Lepidoptera; Nymphalidae.